AUGAAAAAGUCAAAUUUCAAUCUUUGGUUUUCUGGAGAACGAACGAGAGUCGGUGACUUGUUGAUUUCUGUGAUUGGAUCUCUAGUGAAAAUGGCAUGCCAGGCCAUGCAUUAUUGGACUUUCAGUGGGUUGGUUGGUGCUUUUGUUGAUCUUGCUAUUGCUUAUCUCUUACUUUGCGCAUCAACUAUUACUUUUUUUGCUUCAAAGUUUCUGGGUAUCUUUGGAUUGUGCCUGCCUUGUCCUUGCAAUGGACUAUUUGGGACUCCCAAUAGGAAUUACUGCUUGCAUAGAAUGUUACUUGAUUUGCCAGCUGAAAAUGUGUCUAAUGUUCAGUUCUCUAUUAAGACCAAGUUUCCUUUUGAUUCUAUUUGGGUAAAGGAACAGAAUUGUCACUUGAAUAUGAUGUUAGUAAAAGAAAGAGAUGGUAACGUUGAUGGGUUUGUUGAAGUAGAAGGAGAGGCAUCGUGUAGUUUUAUAUCAGAUGCAAAGAAGUCACAAAUUGUUGCUAAAAGGGAUUUGGUUCCAAGGACUGAAAUAGGUGUUGAGUCUGGUAUGAUAGAAUCUCCAGGUGUGAAAGAAGAGAGGUUUGAUCUCAAGGGUAAGGGGGUCGAGAAUCAGAUGCCAAAGGGUGGCAUUCGUCGGCGUAGAAAAGUUGGUGCUGCGUGUGGAAUAUUAUCUUCUGUUUCAUCCUAUGAUCCUUCAUCUGAAGACAAACAGGAUAUUCCUCUGAAUCCUAGCAUCAACAACGAAGGAAAUGAAAUAAUUGAGGGCAGCUCAAUGCCUGCUACUGCUGGAAUUGAUGCUAAUCAUCAGUGUAAAUUGUGCUUUUUAUUGUUGUUUCAAUGCAUUUUAUUUGUUUCACUGAAGUGUUAUACCUUCAUCAAUGAAAAAUUUUACUCUUUAUCCUUGUUUCGGUGCAUUUUCCUUGUAGAUUAA
Ilex paraguariensis (yerba mate) is the source of this 936-nucleotide messenger RNA. The record is from the annotation of a GenBank genome assembly. Lineage: Eukaryota; Viridiplantae; Streptophyta; Magnoliopsida; Aquifoliales; Aquifoliaceae.